AGUGGCACCUGCCAGAUCGAUGCCUCCGUCAGUUUGGUCGGGAGCAAUGCAUUCCUUUGGAGGUCCCCAAGAGUCAAAGAGCGUUUUACCACCGAGAUGGUCGGCAAGGUACUCACGAUUGGCCCAAGAAGUUCGAGAAAUUCAUCUAGGUGUGGGAGAACCGACAAUCCUAGGAGAUUGUCACUCCAACAAAUGUGGGUCGAAUGGGGUAUCAUGACCCAUACAUGGAUAGAUAUCGGCAAACCUCUGUUAGGUACGUUACUCCCAAUGGUGCGGCCGAUGGGGCAUUGGCUGAUGGGGUCGAGCGAAUCAAAGAUUUGACCCACGGGAAACAAGAACUAGUCAGUGAAGAAGUGGGCUUGCUCAAGAGGAUGACAAACAGUCUGCUUGGGUGUAUUAGAGCACGGGGUCGUGAUCAUCGUAGGUAC
Linum tenue is the source of this 428-nucleotide messenger RNA. NCBI's taxonomy places the organism in Eukaryota, Viridiplantae, Streptophyta, Magnoliopsida, Malpighiales, Linaceae. The record is from the annotation of a GenBank genome assembly.